GGGUCCUCUGGCAAAGAAAUCUGCUCUCCGAACCUGCUUAUCCUUCGCGCAGCUCCCAGUAACCACUAACAUCCCUAACGGGCAUCAGAGCUGGGGGCUCUCUUUGGAAAUCGUGCUGGCCCAGCUCGGUUCUCCCAGCUCGCGAAGAUUACCGCAUCUUUCUUCCUAGCGCAGAGAAGUUGGAUCGGACCUGAACCCCUAAAAGCGGAACCGCCUCCCGCCCUCGCGCCAGCCGCCCGCCCGGAGCUGAGUCGCCCGCGGCGGUGGCGGCGGACAGAGCUGAGAGUUUCCUCCCGCACUGGAUGGAGCUGAACUUUGGGCGGCCAGAGCAGCGCGGCAGUCCGGGGAUCACUGCAUGCUGAGCUCUCUUGGCGAGACCCAGCGGCGGCUCGGGAAUUUUUGGGGGGCGGGGACCAGCUGCGCGCCGGCACCAUGUUCCUGGUGACCCUGUACUUCGCGCUACCGCUCCUGGACGUGCUCCUGGCGGCCGAGGUGAGCGGGGGGGACCGCCUGGAUUGCGUGAAAGCCAGCGAUCAGUGCCUGAAGGAGCAGAGCUGCAGCACCAAGUACCGCACGCUGAGGCAGUGCGUGGCGGGCAAGGAGACUAACUUCAGCCUGACAUCCGGCCUGGAGGCCAAGGACGAGUGCCGCAGCGCCAUGGAGGCCCUCAAGCAGAAGUCGCUCUACAACUGCCGCUGCAAGCGCGGUAUGAAGAAGGAGAAGAACUGCCUGCGCAUCUACUGGAGCAUGUACCAGAGCCUGCAGGGAAAUGAUCUGCUUGAAGAUUCCCCAUACGAACCAGUUAACAGCAGAUUGUCUGAUAUAUUCCGGGUGGUCCCAUUCAUACCAGAUAUUUUGCAGCAAGUGGAGCACAUCCCCAAAGGGAACAACUGCCUUGAUGCCGCUAAGGCCUGCAACCUUGACGACACCUGCAAGAAGUACAGGUCCGCGUACAUCACCCCAUGUACCACCAGCAUGUCCAACGAAGUCUGCAACCGGCGCAAGUGCCACAAGGCCCUCCGGCAGUUCUUUGACAAGGUUCCGGCCAAGCACAGCUACGGAAUGCUCUUCUGCUCCUGCCAGGACAUUGCCUGCACUGAGCGGAGGCGGCAGACCAUCGUGCCUGUGUGCUCCUAUGAGGAGAGGGAGAAACCCAACUGUUUGAAUUUGCAGGAUUCCUGCAAGACGAAUUACAUCUGCAGAUCUCGCCUUGCGGAUUUUUUUACCAACUGCCAGCCGGAGUCAAGGUCCGUCAGCAGCUGUCUAAAGGAAAACUAUGCUGACUGCCUCCUUGCCUACUCAGGCCUCAUUGGUACAGUCAUGACCCCCAACUACAUAGACUCCAGUAGCCUCAGCGUGGCCCCGUGGUGUGACUGCAGCAACAGUGGGAAUGACCUGGAAGAGUGCUCGAAAUUUUUGAAUUUCUUCAAGGACAAUACAUGUCUUAAAAAUGCAAUUCAAGCCUUUGGCAAUGGCUCCGAUGUGACAGUGUGGCAGCCAGCCCUCCCUGUUCAGACCACCACUGCCACCACCACCACAGCCUUCCGGGUCAAGAACAAGCCCCUGGGGCCAGCAGGGUCUGAGAAUGAAAUCCCCACUCAUGUUUUACCACCUUGUGCAAAUUUACAGGCACAGAAGCUGAAAUCCAAUGUGUCGGGCAGUACACACCUCUGUCUUUCUGAUCGUGAUUUUGAAAAGGAUGGUCUCGCUGGUGCUUCCAGCCACAUAACCACAAAAUCAAUGGCUGCUCCUCCAAGCUGCGGUCUGAGCCCACUGCUGGUUCUGGUGGUAACCGCCCUGUCCACCCUAUUAUCUUUAUCUUUGGCAGAAACAUCGUAGCUGCAUUUAAAAAACGAUAUGGACAUGUAAAAAGACAAAAACCAAGUUAUCCGUUUCCUGUCCUCUUGUAUAUCUGAAAUUCCAGUUUUAGGAGCUCAGCUGAGACACUACUAAAACAGUUUUAUCCAACUGGAACUUUUUUUUUUUUUUUUUCUUUUUUUUAAGAAAGCUUCUUGUGAUCCUUAGGGCUUCUGUGGAAUACCCAAUGCAGUGCUACAUUCCAAACUCAAAAGGCUUUGGGGCAUGCUGUAUUGUAAAGGGACAGUUUGUAAAUUUAGCUGUAAAGCAAACUGGGGCCAUGUUUUUCAUGAUGAUGAUGAUAAUUUUAACAGCUUAACUCUGGCCUUCACUAGCUAGAGGAGUUAGUAUUUCUCAAAGAUCUUGCAUAUCUCA
This is a messenger RNA of Equus quagga, 2232 nucleotides long. It is a transcript of the gene GFRA1, whose product is annotated as GDNF family receptor alpha 1. Gene Ontology annotation, biological process: nervous system development. Gene Ontology annotation, molecular function: signaling receptor activity. Gene Ontology annotation, cellular component: signaling receptor complex; external side of plasma membrane. The coding region runs from base 433 to 1839 and encodes 468 amino acids. Lineage: Eukaryota; Metazoa; Chordata; Mammalia; Perissodactyla; Equidae. The record is from RefSeq and is a predicted model, not a curated record. The transcript is spliced from 11 exons.